Nicotiana tabacum (common tobacco) is the source of this 1224-nucleotide messenger RNA. The record is from RefSeq and is a predicted model, not a curated record. NCBI's taxonomy places the organism in Eukaryota, Viridiplantae, Streptophyta, Magnoliopsida, Solanales, Solanaceae.
UUAAAAGGAGUCAAUUAAAGUGUUGGAUCACAAUUUUAAUAGAUUUAGAGCCCAGUUCUUGGCCCAAUAGGGACCCUUCUAGACUCUUCUUUGGAACAAAAACAAAUAAAAAGACCCUAAGGACCUAAUACACAAAAGACCUAGGGACUAAUGGACAAAAUACAUAAAAAAUACACCUAGACCUAGACUCUACAUAUAAAGUAAUGCUUAAAAAACCUGAAAAAAGGGGCUAGAACCUAGAGACCCUAAGCCGCCGUGACCCUGAAAACGAACGACACCCUACUCGCUUCUUCAACCCUUGAACACCCCUAAGCACACACAUACACAAAAGACGAUAGACCAUCAGCAGGCUUCUUCUUCUUUAACCUACAGCACACCAGCGACAAUCCUCAAUUUUUGACCCAAGGCAGCCGCAGCUCGAUCCCUCUUGUUUGAGAAAACUCCCAGCAGCCGUUCCCAUUUAUGGUCCCUAUCUUUCUGCCGCUCCCAUCUCACCCCGCUGCUGGAGUUGGUGGUCGGCUAGUUAGCGGUCUACUGUCAUCACUGCUUCUUCUGCUCCCGUCACAAAAAUCAGUCACCACACCUCCCUUCACAAAAAAACAAUUCCACCUCUUCUUCUGACUUUCGAUUUGAAACCAUGGAAUCCGAUGGAGUUUGACUGAGGUCAUUUUGGUUUCGAGUUUUUCGGUGUCGAUUCGAGUUUUUGUUCGCAGUCCGUUACAUUUUCGAGUACGGAGCAGUGAGACAAUCAUGGUCAAAUUCUGUUUUGAGAUAAUGGUCAAACAACGAGGUAAAAGUGCCAAACAACCUGGCCGAGGUAAUUCCUCCCGGGGAGUGAAGCAACGGAUGGUAAAACUCUCUCCCCAGGAUAGACAAAACAUAAAGGACAUGAGGAAAGCAAUCAAAGUGGUUGAUAUAGCCCUUGACAACUCGGGGAGCGAGUAUGAGCCCUCCCUGGAGAUCUCUUCAGAUUCAGUCCCUCUAUACAUCCUAUAUCCAGAGAACGCCAUACAUAGAGACACUUCCCCAUCUUCCCUCAAUGCUCGAGCCUCAAUCAACAUUUCUUCUAGGUCAUCUGAGGGCUCAGCGGCAGGUAGUGGGGAUGAAUACUCUACCUCUCCCACAGGGUCAGACAACCCCAAGGACAAAAAUUAUAAGCCACCUGCUUCUGCCCUAACCGGCCAGUCUGAAGAGCUGGUUGCUGUAGAGCCCUCCACUGAGCUG